This is a messenger RNA of Malus domestica (apple), 1188 nucleotides long. RefSeq names its product loganic acid O-methyltransferase-like. The record is from RefSeq and is a predicted model, not a curated record. Lineage: Eukaryota; Viridiplantae; Streptophyta; Magnoliopsida; Rosales; Rosaceae. Gene Ontology annotation, biological process: methylation. Gene Ontology annotation, molecular function: S-adenosylmethionine-dependent methyltransferase activity.
AUGGCAGAAGGGGGCAAAGGAACGUUGCAGGUUUCAGCUGUUUCCAUGAAUCUCAACGGAGAUCGUGAAAAUAGUGCGAUACCGAUCACAACUUCUUUGCCUAUGAACGGUGGAAAAGGCACUUACAGUUACUUCAACAACUCCUGCAGCCAGAGACAGUGCACUGAGGAUGAGAAGAGAAAAUUCAUUGAGGAAAUUGAGCAGAAGCUUGAUAUGAAAAAACUCUUCUCCCUUUCAAACACCAUUCGUCUUGCGGACUUGGGAUGUGCCACUGGACCAAACACUUUCAUGAUAAUUCAAGACAUACUAGAAGCCAUGCAACGCAAACACCAAUCCCAAUUAUCCCAAUCAUGUUUCAACGAUGUUCAACAUUCUGAUGAUCAUCAAAUGCCUGAAUUUCAAGUCUUCUUUAACGACCAAGAGUCGAAUGACUUCAACACCCUCUUCACCUCUCUCCCACAAGACAGGCAAUACUUUGCAGCUGGCGUGCCCGGUUCUUUCCAUCACCGUUUGUUUCCCGAGUCAUCUAUCCACUUUGUGCAUACCUCAUUAUGUCUCCACUGGAUCUCUAAGUCGCCGGAAGUAUUGCAAAACAAGGCCUCUCCGACAUGGAACAAGGGCAGGAUUCACCACACAAGUGCACCGGAUGAAGUAGUUGAGGCUUAUGCGUCCCAGUUUGUGGAGGACAUGGAGAAUUUUUUGAAUGCUAGGGCCAAAGAGCUUGUGCCUGAAGGAAUGAUGGUAAUGAUCUUGGUAGGAAUUCCCAAAGGGACGCCUUAUUCAGAAAUUCCAAUGGGUAUGAUGUGCAAUUGUUUAUCGUCUAGCCUCAUGGAUAUGGCAAAAGAGGGAAUAAUUGAAGAAAGUAAAGUGGAUUCCUUCAACUUGCCAUUUUAUGCAGCCUCUCUAGAGGAGAUGGAGGAGAUAUUAGAGAAAAACGGGUGUUUUAAGAUAGAGAGAAUGGAGUCGACAAACCCAGCAGCAUAUCUGAAAGGUGGUCCAGUUGACAUACCAGCUUGGGUGACGAAUGUGAGGGCUGCAAUGGAGGGAAUGUUUGCCAAACACUUUGGAAGUGAGGUUAUGGAAGAAAUGUUUGGAAGAUUGACCGAUAAACUUGUAGACAUUGCCGACCUCAUAAACUCACGAUGCGAAGUCAAAAGUCAGUUGCUUGCUGUUCUCAAGCGUAAAUGA